UGUGCAUGAUUACUUGGUUAAGAAGGGACUACAUUUGACUGCUGAUUUAUUUGCCAUCGAAGCUAAUGUUGUUCUUCCCAAUCAUGUUGCAAUGGAAUCCCCAGAGGGGUUUCUAAAGGAGUGGUUGAAUUUUUUCUAUGAUACAUACACGUUUCAUCAGGAUGAGCAUGCCCAAGAAUCCAAUACGGAGGUGUUGCCUAAACUUUUCCAAUUUAAGUUCAUCUUUUUCAAAGAAUAUUAUAAUCUAAAUGCAUGAUUUUUUUGAACUCUCAGGCAGCACAUAUUAUUGACAAUGUUGUAUGUAAUAUCCCCUCCGCUCUGCCAGCACUUUCUCCUCAUUCUACCAUGCUAUUGUUUGAGCAUAAUAUAUCUCCUAUGGUGCCGACCUUCCACCUGACAACACCUGACUAUGCGUUGAUGUAUGAUUUAAACUUUUUUGAUAGGCAUCAUCCAACUCAGCUAGUGCCAUUUGAAACUAAUUUUAGCUACCCGAUGGAGCUGAUACCAGAUAUGCCUCAACAAUGGGAGGCAAGAGAUGAAGGAGAGGGGCUUGGUAUUUUCAUCGAUCAAACUAUGCAGAUUGAACCAAAUUACUCCGAUGCUCUUACUACGGCUAUGCUUCCGAUGCUAGAUACUUCUGAAGUAGGUUUGUUUGUAUUGGUUUCAAAUGCCUUGUGUUUUAGAAAAAAAGAAAGUCUUUUACCAAAAAUUAAAUUUCUAAUUCUUUAUUUAAAUUUAUGUGGCAUAGGGAGCGAUUUUAAGAAAGAAAGGGAGUCUUUUGAAACAUGA
Molecule: messenger RNA, 789 nt
Organism: Capsicum annuum
Lineage: Eukaryota; Viridiplantae; Streptophyta; Magnoliopsida; Solanales; Solanaceae
Exons: 4
Coding region: 253-789 (178 amino acids)
Source: RefSeq, a predicted model, not a curated record